Messenger RNA from Penaeus indicus, 288 nucleotides. RefSeq names its product alpha-methylacyl-CoA racemase-like. Lineage: Eukaryota; Metazoa; Arthropoda; Malacostraca; Decapoda; Penaeidae. The coding region runs from base 7 to 273 and encodes 88 amino acids. The record is from RefSeq and is a predicted model, not a curated record. Gene Ontology annotation, molecular function: catalytic activity. The transcript has 2 exons.
UCCAGGAUGGCACUUCGCGGUGUGAAAGUGGUGGAGAUGGCCGGCUUAGCCCCUGCGCCAUUUUGUGGAAAGAUUUUGGCUGACUUUGGUGCUAGUGUCAUCAGAGUUGACAAGCCCAAAUCACCAGAUAUGGACAGGCUAUGCAGAGGAAAGCGCUCCCUUGCCGUCGACUUAAAGAAACCUGAAGGAAUAGGGAUUGUCAAGAAAUUAUGCAAAGGCGCAGAUGUUCUUAUUGAGCCAUAUCGGAGAGGUAAGAAACUUACUUUGCGUUAGUUUAACCCAAAAUCU